AUGAUUAUCUUCCGGGUGACGACCGGUCGAUCGUGGACGAACGAUACCGACGAAUCUUCCUUUUCUCAUUCGUCGGAUGGGGAAGUGUACGGGACGUCGUCGGGUUUUGUGUUUACUACGCCUCGGGAUGAGCGCGAGCCUGGGGGGUACAAUGAUGAUGAUGAUGAUGAUGAUGAUGAUGAUGAUGAUGAUGAUGAUGAUGGAGAUGGAGAUUGUGGAGCGGGAGGGAGAAUGAGGUAUCGAGAGCCGCUUGAACUUGAUCAUAGUUCUGGUGAGGGUGAUCAUGAGGAUAGAAGACACUCACAUUCGCCACACGAUACGGAUUUGGAGCCUAUGCGGUUUGCUAUUCCGUCCCUACCUGGAGUGGGAAGGGGUGGGUUGGCGGUCGCGGUCGGUGAUGCCAGUGCGAAGGGACACGAAUUGGGAAGGGGGAGCCUCAGCCUCAGUGUGUCGACGAAGCAUGAGAGUUGGGAGAUGAAGCCUGUCCCAACUUGA
This is a messenger RNA of Coprinopsis cinerea okayama7#130, 495 nucleotides long. RefSeq lists its product as hypothetical. The transcript is spliced from 2 exons. Lineage: Eukaryota; Fungi; Basidiomycota; Agaricomycetes; Agaricales; Psathyrellaceae. The coding region runs from base 1 to 495 and encodes 164 amino acids. The record is from RefSeq and is a predicted model, not a curated record.